UUUUUUUCGUCUCAUUUUUUAACGUUUUUAAAAUUGUUAAAACAAUUCGCGAACUUUUUGGUGGCCCGGCGGCAAUUGUGAGUGCAUAAAUAAUAUCGUACUGCAAUGGAAUAGGCCCCAUUAGCGUCGCGUGUGUGUGCAAGAGUUUGUGCGUGUAAGCGCUCGCGGGGGCAGCCAAGAAAACGGAACACAAAACCAAAACAAACGCAGCGUGUGACUUUGCGAAUUGCGAAUGUCUUUGCAAGGCGAUGCUGCUCGCAAAAUCUCGCCCAGCACCGCGUAAAUGGCAAAGCACAAAAUAACAACAAAAAGAGCGGCAGUAGUAACAACAAUAACAACAACAAAAGUUUGAGUGUCACAAUUUUCUUUUGCAUUAUUAUUAACACUCCCCCGCGCUCUCUCUCGCUCGGAAAGAGUGAUUUUGGCUGGCAAUCUCUCUCCCUCGCCUUCAGCACUGUGUGUGCGGCUCAGAAAGCCGCAAGGAGCAACACGAGGCCGGAAUUUUAAUCAGGCCGCAGAAUGCAGUCGGAAAGGUUUGGACGCGAGUGCAAAACAACGGCACACUAAUUGUGGCCAGGAACACGUCCAGGACGAGGACCAACCAGGGACCUGGACCAGGGCCAUGGCGUCAUUUGUAUGCAACCGGGGAAAUUCUGCGACAGUUACACAGGCGACCACGGAAGUGCCGAGCAGCGGCUAAACGGAAGCCAGAAUACAACCAGAAAAUAAGCAACUAGGGUACCAACGACGCACCACACCAACACAGCAGAGAGUUAAGCAAAGGACACUCAUAAAUUGAAGUCGAUUCCACAACGCAGUCAGGAUGAUGAGCGCCGGAGGAACAUACAUUUCCACCGCCAGCGUGGAGGUGCCCCAAGCUCUGCAGGACGGCGACAAGUUCAUUCGCUGGGACGAUGACUCGGGCACUGGAACGCCGGUUACGAUGCGCGUGGAUGCCAAGGGCUUCUUCCUCUACUGGAUCGACCAGAACAAUGAGUUGGACAUCCUUGAUAUAGCCACCAUUCGCGAUGUACGAACGGGACAGUAUGCCAAGCGGCCCAAGGACAACAAGCUGCGCCAAAUUGUGACCCUGGGGCAGCAGGACACGCUGGAGGAGAAGACGGUGACGGUCUGUCACGGUUCCGAUUUCGUCAAUAUGACGUUUGUCAACUUUUGCUGCACCCGACGGGACAUUGCCCAGCUCUGGUCCGAUGGCCUCAUCAAGCUGGCCUACAGCCUGGCCCAGCUCAAUGGCUCGGCGAUUAUGUUCCUGCAGAAGGCCCACACCAAGCUCUGCCUGCAGGUGGACAAGACUGGACGCAUACCAGUGAAAAACAUCAUAAAACUUUUCGCCCAGAACAAGGAGGAUCGGAAACGUGUCGAGAAGGCGCUGGACGUGACCGGGUUGCCUUCGGGAAAGGUCGAUAGCAUAUCGGUGUCGAAAUUUCAAUUCGAGGACUUUUACAAUUUGUACAAAUGCCUCACGCAGCGGUCGGAGGUGGAGCGGCUAUUUGACAGCAUCGUUGGCAACUCGAAGCGCAAGUGCAUGUCCAUUGCCCAGCUGGUGGAGUUCCUCAACAAGACGCAGCGUGAUCCCCGCCUGAACGAGAUCCUGUAUCCCUAUGCGAAUCCUGCUCGGGCCAAGGAGCUCAUCCAGCAGUAUGAGCCCAACAAGUUCAAUGCACAAAAGGGCCAGCUCAGUUUGGAUGGCUUUUUGAGGUACCUCAUGGGUGAUGACAACCCCAUCAUGGCUCCCAACAAGCUCGAUCUCUGCGACGAUAUGGACCAGCCGUUGUCGCAUUACUUCAUCAACUCCUCGCACAACACCUACCUGACGGGCCAUCAGCUGACGGGCAAGUCCUCCGUGGAGAUAUACAGGCAGUGCCUCCUGGCAGGAUGCAGAUGCGUCGAGCUGGACUUUUGGAACGGACGCACCGAGGAGCCGGUCAUCGUCCACGGCUACACCUUCGUCCCGGAGAUAUUCGCCAAGGAUGUGCUGGAGGCCAUCGCAGAGAGUGCAUUUAAAACAUCCGAAUACCCUGUGAUAUUGAGCUUUGAAAAUCACUGCAACCCAAGGCAACAGGCGAAAAUUGCCAACUAUUGCCGCGAAAUAUUUGGCGAUAUGCUGCUCGACAAGCCAAUGGACUCCCAUCCCCUGGAACCCAAUGUGGACCUGCCACCGCCUGCCAUGCUGCGUCGAAAGAUCAUCAUCAAGAACAAGAAGAAGCACCAUCAUCACCAUCACCAUCACCACCACAAGAAGCCGGCACAGGUGGGAACGCCGGCAGCCAACAACAAACUGAUGACGGCCAACUCAGUGGAUGCAGCGGCCAAGGCGGCGCAACAGGUGGCUGCCCAUGAGGAUGGGGCCAGGAGCACGGCCAAUGGGGACAUCGGCGGUGCUACGGGACAUGCUCCGCCAUUGCAACAAAUCCGCCAGAGCUCCAAGGACAGCACCGGAUCAUCCGACUCGGAUAGCUCCUCGGAUGAUGAAUCCCUGCCCAACACCACGCCCAAUCCACCCAGCGGUAAUGAACCGCCGCCGGAGAAGGCCCAAAAGGAGACGGAGGCCGGAGCAGAGAUCUCCGCUUUGGUCAACUACGUUCAGCCCAUACACUUUAGCUCCUUUGAGAAUGCAGAGAAGAAAAACCGUUGCUAUGAAAUGUCCUCAUUCGACGAGAAGCAGGCCACAACGCUGCUCAAGGAACGACCCAUCGAGUUUGUGAACUACAACAAGCACCAACUGUCCCGUGUGUAUCCGGCGGGCACUCGCUUCGACAGCUCCAACUUUAUGCCGCAGCUGUUCUGGAACGCCGGCUGCCAGCUGGUGGCCCUCAAUUUCCAGACCCUCGACCUGGCCAUGCAACUCAACCUGGGCAUCUUCGAAUACAAUGCCCGCUCCGGCUACCUACUCAAGCCGGAGUUCAUGCGUCGCUCGGAUCGGCGACUGGAUCCCUUCGCCGAGAGCACUGUGGAUGGCAUCAUAGCGGGCACGGUUUCGAUUACGGUUCUCUCCGGCCAGUUUCUCACGGACAAAAGGGUAAACACCUUCGUGGAGGUGGACAUGUACGGACUGCCGGCUGAUACGGUGCGCAAGAAGUUCCGCACCAAGACGGUGCGUGACAAUGGCAUGAAUCCGGUCUACGACGAAGAGCCCUUUGUGUUUAAGAAGGUGGUUCUCCCAGAGUUGGCGAGCAUAAGGAUUGCGGCUUACGAGGAGGGAGGCAAACUGAUUGGACAUCGCGUGCUGCCCGUAAUUGGUCUCUGCCCGGGCUACCGCCAUGUGAAUCUCCGCUCUGAGGUAGGCCAGCCCAUAGCCCUGGCCUCGCUCUUCCUGUGCGUGGUGGUCAAAGACUACGUGCCCGACGAUCUCUCCAACUUUGCCGAGGCCCUGGCCAAUCCGAUCAAGUACCAGAGCGAGCUGGAGAAACGCGACAUCCAGCUGUCCGUGUUGACGGAUGACGAUGCGGUGGGCAAUGCGGACGAGGACCUCUCCAAGUCGUUCGUUUUCGUCCAAGUAGGUGGCCAGAAGAAGGAGCUGCGUCCGGUGGAGUCGCUAGCCACCUCGCCCAAGCACAGGGCCAGCAUCUCGGCGGCCGCUGCGAUGAGUGUGGAAUGUGUGCCCAUGGAUCGCACGGAUGGCGGACGAGGGGAUCAGGACUGCGUCUCCAUAGUGGCUCCCUCCAUCCAGCAUCAGCACUCUCUGGACCAGUCUGUCAGCACCUCCAUACGGCAGGUAGAGUCAUCGCAGUUCGAUGUGGACCUGGUGGUGGCCGAGCCGCUGGACAAGAUACUGGAGCACAAGAGUGUCAAGGAAAAACGGCUGGAGAUGGAGAAGAAGCUGGAGUCGCUGCGCAAGAAGCACGACAAGGAGAAGGUCAAGAUCGCUGGCCAGAAGUCCAGUCCCCUGGAGGGCAAGAAGCCCAAGUUUGCCAUCACCAACAAGCUGGUGAAGCGGCUGAGCAACAAGAGUCUUAAUUGCCUCUCUCCGAACAGUGAGCCCGGUGUGGAGGUGCCCGCCUGUCCCCUGGAUCUGGGCGACAGCAGCGAGGAGAGUGCAGGCGCGGGUGAGGAUCUGGCUGGAGGAAGCAGUAACUCUAACCAAGAUGGAGGCACCCAGGAGACGCGUUUGCGCAGUGCCUGUCGGGAGUACACAUCACAGUAUCGGGAGCUGCAGGAGAAGUAUCAUGAGGCCAUCUACAGUGCCGCCGACAAGGUGCUCAAAGCCUCCCAGACGGCGCAGGUGAAGCAGCUGAAGGCCUCCCUCGACAAGGUCACCGGCGAGGUGAUGCACCAGCUGCAGGAGGCGCGACGCAACGAGGUCAAGAAUCUGGCCACGGUGCAUCGGGAUCGAGAUGAGCUAGUCAGAAUGAAACGCGAGGUGGCCAGCUCUGUGGUGGAACGAGGCGUGGCGGAGCGAGUGCGUCUGAAGCAGACCUUCGAACGGCGGACGGAUGAGCUGCUCAAGCAGCAUGAGUCGGUGCGCAAUGCCCUGGUGGAUCAUCGCUCCAAGGCUCGUCAAAUCCUUGACAAGGACGCAGAGUCGCGCAGCUGUGUCUCUAGCAGUGGCUUCCUGGUGCUCUUCCAUGGACCCCAUCACCAUGGCUGCUCGGGCUCCGGCUCCGGCUCGGCGGCCAAUAAUCUCACCCUGAAUCUGGAGGCAGGUGCUGCCGGAGGCCUCUCCGGCAUCUCGCCAGCCAAGUCGCAUAACAGCAUUGCGGCAGGAUCGGAGAUGAAAACGUAAAGGGGCUUCGGUCCCCCAAAAACCUAGGAUUAGUUGUGGUUCUACAAGUUGUUAGUCUUCAGUAUUUGCAAGCAGAAACAUAGAAAUGAGAAAGUCUUCGUAGAUCUUAAGCAGCGAGGCGCAGUCCCUGCCCUCCACCCCUCUUUGGACAGGAACUGACCUCGACCUCGACCUUGGCCUCGGCCUCGGUCCAAGUGUAAUCCAAGCGAAUCGCGUUUUCUAACUGAACAAACUAGUUGUAACUCUCUCGCAUGUACGAUGUACUUUGUAGUCAAACUGUUGACGUACUUCGCAGUAUCGGUGUACUAUAUAUAUAUAUCUAUAUAACUAUAUCUACAUAAUGGUGAAGCCCCAACAAACCAUACGGUUUCUUCCUAUUCGAACUUCGCUGAAACUCUGAGUGUCUAAUUAAGCAGCAGCAGAUCUAAGUACAUAAUUUAUUGUCUAUACGAACGGGGAGGUGCUCCCAGCGAGUGCUCCGCUUUAUCUAAUGCUAAUUGUGGUUGUGUGUAUUACUCUUUUAAAUUUUACAAUUUACAUCUAAUUUAUACGAUUAGUUUAAGGCUCUCCUCGCACAAAGCAAACGCUGCAGCAGCUGUGCGACAAUGAAUCUCUAAAGCGAAUGCUAAGCAGUCUAGGCCAACACUUAGUCAAUUAUUAUUUUUCGGUUGGUUGCUAUAUUUAUUCUCGAUUGUUUUCAUAGUCACUACUCUUACUUACGUUUAUUUAGUUCUUACGGAAACUCCAAUAAAAGUCUAUCGAAUUGUUUUCCCCCUGCGAUCUUUUUACCGCACCUGUAUGCCACGCACAAACACAAACAAACGCACACACACACAGACGACGUCGCACACAACCUACAACACCAAAAAGAAAAGUGUCCAAAGAAACCAAAAAAAAAAA
Messenger RNA from Drosophila serrata, 5644 nucleotides. It is a transcript of the gene Plc21C, whose product is annotated as Phospholipase C at 21C. Gene Ontology annotation, cellular component: cytoplasm. Gene Ontology annotation, molecular function: phosphatidylinositol-4,5-bisphosphate phospholipase C activity; calcium ion binding. The record is from RefSeq and is a predicted model, not a curated record. Gene Ontology annotation, biological process: release of sequestered calcium ion into cytosol; G protein-coupled receptor signaling pathway; phosphatidylinositol-mediated signaling. Lineage: Eukaryota; Metazoa; Arthropoda; Insecta; Diptera; Drosophilidae.